AUGUCCGCCCAGCAGAAGAUCCAGGAGCACCCCGUGUUCAAGCAGGCUCAGAACAAUGCCAGCUACUACGUAUCGCAGCUCGACAAGGAGCUCGGCAAGUACCCGGUGAUGAACAGCAUCGAGCAGCGCUCGCAAGUCCCCAAGUCGUACAUUUUCCUCGGCGGUGUCGCACUCGCGCUCCUCCUCCACACCGUCAACGCCCUCGCCGCUCCUGUCUCGAACCUCAUCGGCUGGGGUCUCCCGGCGUACCUCUCCUUCAAGGCCAUCGAGUCUCCCGGCCAUGAGGACGAUGUUCAGUGGCUCACGUACUGGAUCGUGUUCGGCUUCUUCAACUUCCUCGAGGGCUUUGCGAUUUCCGUCGUGCUCUACUACCUUCCCUGGUAUUAUGCGUUCAAGAGCGUCUUCAUCCUCUGGCUCCAACUCCCGGCAUUCCGCGGCGCCCAGAAGACGUACUACACCGUCCUCAAGCCCGUCCUCGCCAACAUCAGCCACCAGUCGUCGACCAUCUCGAACGACUCGGCGGCUCCCGCUACGUCGCAGUGA
This is a messenger RNA of Peniophora sp. CBMAI 1063, 543 nucleotides long. The record is from the annotation of a GenBank genome assembly. Lineage: Eukaryota; Fungi; Basidiomycota; Agaricomycetes; Russulales; Peniophoraceae.